AUGGCUCCAAUCGAGGCUUUUUAUGGAUGUCGUUGUCGCAGUCCAAUUUAUUGGGAUGAUUUCACCGAAGCAGUGACCUUGGGGCCUGAAUUGUUGUUCCAGAUGGCUGAGAAAGUCAGGUUGAUAAGGGAUCGUUUGAAAGCGGCACAGGAUUGUCAAAAGUCUUAUGCUGAUUUGAAGCGACAACCAGACGAGUUCACCGUGGGCGAAUGGGUAUUACUUCACGUGUCACCUAUGCGUGGAGUAGUACGUUUUGGGGCUUAUGGGAAGUUGAGCCCUCGUUUCAUAGGGCCGUAUGAAAUUUUGGAACGUGUGGGUAAAGUGGCGUAUCGGUUAGCGCUUCCAAACUCUUUAGAAAAGGUACAUGAUGUACUUCAUGUGUCGCAGUUAAAGCGAUAUCAUGCCGCAGCCUCUCAUGUCUUAGAUCCCGAACCUUUAGAUUUGGAUACAUCCUUGUCUUACUCUGAGAAACCGGUUAGAACCUUUGACACAAAGGUCCGUAGUACACGACGGAAGGAUAUAUCUAUGGUAAAAGUUCUAUGGUCAAAUCACGAGCGUGAAGCGGCCACAUGGGAAACGGAAGACUCUAUGCGAGAAAAGUACCCUCAUUUCUUUUAG
This is a messenger RNA of Amaranthus tricolor (Joseph's coat), 618 nucleotides long. RefSeq lists its product as uncharacterized. Bases 1 to 618 code for a protein of 205 amino acids. NCBI's taxonomy places the organism in Eukaryota, Viridiplantae, Streptophyta, Magnoliopsida, Caryophyllales, Amaranthaceae. The record is from RefSeq and is a predicted model, not a curated record. The transcript has a single exon.